Cinclus cinclus is the source of this 1502-nucleotide messenger RNA. Its product is annotated as carbonyl reductase [NADPH] 1-like. The record is from RefSeq and is a predicted model, not a curated record. Gene Ontology annotation, molecular function: carbonyl reductase (NADPH) activity. The transcript has 5 exons. Lineage: Eukaryota; Metazoa; Chordata; Aves; Passeriformes; Cinclidae. The coding region runs from base 135 to 965 and encodes 276 amino acids.
CGCCAUUUCCCUGCCCCGCUGGUUGUUCCUCGGGUCUAAGGCGUGCCGUCCUCGCUGUGUGGAGCUGAGGGAGCAGGGAGAGGUGUCCGCCGUGCUGGAGUUCCUGUGACGUUGGUUCGCGUUCCAAGGGGACGAUGUCCAACGUGCCGGUGGCUGUGGUGACAGGGUCCAACAAAGGGAUUGGCUUGGCCAUCGUCAGGGCCCUGUGCAAACAGUUCCCAGGGGAUGUGUACCUGACUUCCCGGGAUCCCAGCCGUGGCCAGGCUGCCGUGGCACAGCUCCAGCAGGAAGGGCUGCAGCCACUCUUCCACCAGCUGGACAUCGAUGACCUGCAGAGCAUCCGAGCGCUCAGAGACUUCCUGAAGGAGAAAUAUGGAGGGCUCAAUGUGCUGGUGAACAACGCUGGCAUCGCUUUCAAAGUUAAUGACACUGCUCCGUUUGAAGUCCAAGCUGAGGUUACACUGAAGACAAACUUUUUUGGAACUAGGAAUGUUUGCACAGAAUUGCUGCCUCUUAUGAAGCCUUAUGGCCGGGUGGUGAAUGUCUCCAGCAUGGUGAGCAGCUCAGCCCUGGGACGCUGCAGCCAGGAGCUCCAGCAGAAAUUCCGCAGUGACACCAUCACUGAGGAUGAGCUGGUGCAGCUCAUGACCAAAUUCGUGGAAGACACCAAGAAAGGUGUCCACGAGAAAGAGGGUUGGCCAAACACUGCCUAUGGGGUGUCCAAAAUCGGGGUCACCGUGCUGUCCAGGAUCCAAGCCCGGCUGUUAAAUGAGCAAAGGAAAGGAGACCACAUCCUGCUCAAUGCCUGCUGCCCUGGCUGGGUGAGGACAGACAUGGCAGGUCCCAAAGCCACCAAGUCCCCAGAUGAGGGGGCUGAGACCCCCGUUUAUUUGGCCCUUUUGCCUUCCAGUGCUGAUGCUCCUCAUGGCCAAUAUGUCAGUGACAAAACUGUCAGACCCUGGUGAUUUACUGGUGUUUUCAUGGCAUGUCACUACCACUGAAGGAGAACCAUGGAAUCACAGAAUAUCUGGGUUGGAAGGGACUUAAAAGAUCAUCCAGCUCUACCCCCUGAGAAAGCAAUUGGAAAACAUCCUAAGAAAUACACUGUAUUUUAGGACAUAAUAUUUAUGUCUUAACGAAAUUAUUAAAAAUACCAAUUCUUUUCUCGGUCAGGUACGUGCUUAGAACCUCUGGCCAGCAUUGUCGAGAAUAAUUCCAAAAUUUAGGAACUGAAACUUGAAAUGGUGCCAUGGCAGUUUAGAAAGGUUAAAUUCCUAAAACAUUGCUAGGGAGGGGAGAGGCAGGUGGCACCAAGAAAACAAAACAGUAUAUUAAUGUUACACUUAAUGUACUUAUUGUACCUAAUGUAAUGUUAAUUAUUUAAUGUGUUACUUAAUACUUAAUGUAACUUCUCAGGGCUCCGUGCUGAAAAAGUAUCCAUGCAAAUCUGAACAGUUUCCCUUCUCUCACCUUGAAAAGCUGAAUAAAUGCGUUUCUCUUGA